Molecule: messenger RNA, 2440 nt
Organism: Megachile rotundata (alfalfa leafcutting bee)
Lineage: Eukaryota; Metazoa; Arthropoda; Insecta; Hymenoptera; Megachilidae
Biological process (GO): purine nucleobase metabolic process
Molecular function (GO): hydroxyisourate hydrolase activity
Source: RefSeq, a predicted model, not a curated record
UUAGGAAAGUUUGGUUUUAAGAAAAGAAACAAGACGAAUAAAAACGGGGUGCGAUCGACGUUGGUACGUCAGUGUAGAGUAGCGCCGCAUGGAGGGAGUAAGGAGGGUGCAUCAUUGCAGAGUUGCAGUUGUUCGCCAUUAACCUAGGGAGUUAACUUCGGUACUAGGCUUAGCGAGGAUCUCGGUGCUCGGUCGCGUGCCCCCUCCCCUUUUUAUCGUGGAAAAAACUAUUUAGUGAUUUCGUGUUACGAUUUUGGGUAUUUUGAGAUCCGGCGAGUUCGAAUCGGUCUUGGUUUAGAAAGAAUGGAGCAACAGUGGCAAUCACCGAUAAUUACAAAGAGCGAAGUGUUAAACGCGAAUUUUCUAUCAGCAACGGGUCAGCGUCUUACCCCAACGGGGAAAAUCAGCCAUGCUAAGACGCGUGUCUAUACACAACGCUAUCGUAAAGAGUGGGAACAAAUGCCCGAUUUUAUAGGGUGGUUGACAUCCGUGCCGUUUCAACCGACACGUGCUUAUUGUUUAUUUUGCAAAAAAAAUCUCCACGCGCAUCGACUUUCUUUAUUAAAACAUACAUGUACAAUGAAGCAUCAACGAGCAGCGUUAUUACACGAAGUAGAAGAAAAAAAGAGAGCUGCAGGUGAACAUGUAAUGGGAGAAGAUGUUGAAGUUGAAGAAAUUGAUGGAAUUGAGGCUGUAGAAUAUGCUAAAGCAGAAAUAGAAGAAAAUGAUGAUGAGGUGGAAUACGUUGUUGAAAGAUUAGAAACCGACGAUGAAUUGGAUGAUGGUCAGAUUAAGGAUCCAAAUGCAGAUGGUGGUAAGAUGGGAGAAGAGGAAGGAGUGCCACAUAUGCAUAUGCAUUCGGACGAAGAAGAUAUUAAGCAUCCCAUAAAAAAGAUCAAAUUAGAAAGAGUGAAACCAUGCGAAGAUCCUUUGGGAGAUGCAAUGGAACAUGUGCAAAGCGAAUAUUUAGAAGAACCAGAUAAUUCAGAACCUGUACAGAUGGAAAUGAUCGUCGAAUCAGAAGACCAAAGCAAUGAAGUGGAAGUUAUGUCAAUUCUUCCUGAUGCAGAAGAUCCUAAUAAACAUGCACCAAAGGACUCCCAUGAGAAUGGAACAGGAAUUCACAGAGUGGACAAUAAAUUAGAUAAACAAUCUGCAAAAUCAUUGGAAGGCGAAUGUAAACGAGAGGAUUCGGGGAUUGUGAUGGCAUGUCCAUUACCUAUUUUAAAUACAGCUUAUCAAAUAAACACAUCAACUGGACCUACAUCUAAUACAAUCGGCAUGCUGCAACCCGUGAAUGCGAUUCCUAUUGCUCCUGCUCACAAUAAAACGAUUACGUUGACGUCGGGUGGCAAAACCUUAACAUUGACUGGCGGUACAUUCCAACCUGGUACUCAAUACGUCCUGAGUAAAUUAAAGAAUAAAUUUCCUACGUUGAUCAUGGCUGAUAAGAAACCUGCAAUUGCAGCUAAUCAAGUAGAUGACGCCACGAAAGGCGUCCAGACAAACAAAGAUCAGCUGGCUGUAGCAAGUACUAGUUACCAAAAUCAAAGAAAACAUGUGCUCGUAAAGAAUCCCGUGGUUAAAAAGCCCCGUAUUUCUACUCAUGUUUUGGAUAUGAGUAAAGGUCUACCAGUUGGAGGUUUGCAAGUCAGUCUAUAUAAGUUAAUGGAUGGCCGAUGGACUUUCUUGAAUGAAAGCAAUACCAGUCCAAAUGGCAGAUGCGUAGAUUUAGUGGACAACAUGAAACAGUUCACGGCUGGACGUUACAAGAUUCAUUUUGACGUCGAUAAAUAUUUCACACUGAGACGAAUAGAAACAAUGUAUCCGUUCAUUGAAAUUGUUUUCGACGUAAAAAAUCCAGCCGGUCACUAUCACAUACCAGUGCUAUUGAGCCCAUUUGGUUAUACCACUUACCGUGGCUCUGAAAGAUGAAUAAUAACGAACUUGCGAUAUCUGUCAAGUAUUUUGUGGCUUUGUAAAAAUAUCAAAUUACAUGAAAAUAAAUGUUUUUUACGAUUCAAGAUACCGAAAAUUAACACGUACCGAAACAGUAUUUUAAUGUUAUACUUCGAUUGUAAUGAAGAAAAAUUUGUUCGAUUUCUCACUUGCAAGAACAUUAAUUGGUAAUGAAAUUUGACAUUUCUUUAUAUAAUUGAAAAAUGUGUGUCACGAAAGUUAGAAAAUUGUAAAUAAAAAAUGUUAUUGAAAGCUGGUCUGACCUUAUUAAGAGGUCAAGCAAGCAUCUAUAAGAAACUGCAUGUUGAGGGGGAAGGACAGCGAGGAAAGAAGAAUAGGAAAACCGGUUGUUAGUUAAUUGUCCUCAUUACAUAAAAAUUAAUGAAACGAAAUGUAAACAAAGGGCGCAGUUGCAUAUUUUGUGGGAUGCCCUUUUGCGGAUGACAACCAAACUAAAUAGAAAUAUCAAGAUCUAUUUGUA